CACGGCUCCACGCUCCUCCCGCGCUUCCUGGGCAUGUACCGGGUCAGUGUGGACAGUGAGGAGACCUACCUGCUGGUGAUGAGGAACAUGUUCAGCCACCGCCUCCCUGUGCACAGGAAAUAUGACCUGAAGGGCUCCCUCGUGUCCCGAGAGGCCAGCGACAAGGAGAAGGGCAAGGACCUGCCCACCUUGAAGGACAUGGACUUCUUGAACAAGAACGAGAAGGUCUACGUGGGGGAGGAGGAGCAGAGGGAUUUCAUGGAGAAGCUCAAGAGGGACGUGGAGUUCCUGGUGCAGCUGAAGAUCAUGGAUUACAGCCUUCUCCUGGGAAUCCACGAGGUGGGGCGGGUGGAGCAGGAGGCGGAGGAGGAGGUGGAGGAAGAAGAAG
Chaetura pelagica (chimney swift) is the source of this 388-nucleotide messenger RNA. RefSeq names its product phosphatidylinositol 5-phosphate 4-kinase type-2 gamma-like. The transcript has 4 exons. The annotation marks the transcript as partial. The record is from RefSeq and is a predicted model, not a curated record. Gene Ontology annotation, biological process: phosphatidylinositol metabolic process. Gene Ontology annotation, molecular function: phosphatidylinositol kinase activity. NCBI's taxonomy places the organism in Eukaryota, Metazoa, Chordata, Aves, Apodiformes, Apodidae.